Neurospora crassa OR74A is the source of this 1140-nucleotide messenger RNA. RefSeq lists its product as hypothetical. Bases 194 to 1132 code for a protein of 312 amino acids. The transcript is spliced from 2 exons. NCBI's taxonomy places the organism in Eukaryota, Fungi, Ascomycota, Sordariomycetes, Sordariales, Sordariaceae. The record is from RefSeq and is a predicted model, not a curated record.
CGUGCAAGCACGUCCUACUGAAUGUCCGUCCGGGGAUAAGCAAUUCAAUGUCCGUCGUUCACUUCGUUGCUUAACGCUGUUAGGUAUCACUCUCACGGCUGCUACAACCAUCGCGCUCCUAGGCAACACCUCAUGUCGCAAUCGGCAUGUCUAUUGAACGUGAUCAAUCCCUUGCGUAGGUGGUUGUUCCAUCAUGACGGGCAAGCGGUUUACCGAGGACCAGAGAGUCCUUCUUGAAAGGAUGCUCACUCUCAGGGACAAACUGUCCAACCACGACAUCGCCUUUAUUCUGGGCUUUGAUGAGCGUACCAUCCGUCGAAGGAGGUAUGAGUUCGAAGCCAAUGGCAGGAUCGCACCACCACCAGAUGUCAGUAAAAAUGCAGAGAAAUUAAAGGCUGAGAACCUCGAGAAACUUGUGGAGUGGCUCAAGUACAACGACGAUGCCUUGAUCGAAGACAUGCAAAAGUUUCUCAAAGAGGCCUGUGAUUGCAACGUCAGCAGGGCCACCAUCAGCAGACAACUGAAGAAAGUUACCAAAGAAGACAGGCAACUGGGUCGCGUCAAGCGUCUAAAGGCUCGGGAAAAGAGGGCAGCUGAGGGCCGUGACUUUGACUUCACUGCUCCUUCGCGAAGUGCGACUGCCAGCGUGGAUAGAGAUAGUGUCGUCGGUGAAACAACACAAUCACAACAGCAAGAUCAGCAACAACAACAGCAGCAGCAAGAACUGGGGCAUCAGCAACAACACAAACAGCUACGGAAACUACCGCCAGGGCAGAAGGAGCUACCGCAAGUACCACAGCAACAGGGACGGCAACAACAACAACAACAACAACAACAACAACAACAACAACAACAACAACAACAACAACAACAACAACAACAACAACAACAACAACAACAACAACAACAACAACAACAACAACAACAACAACAACAACAACAACAACAACAACAACAACAACAACAACAGGCACAGGCACAGGCACCACCAGAAGCUCGGUUCGAACCAUUCCAACCUUCAGGUUUGGACUUUCCAACUCCCGAGCAAGCCCUUCUCUCCCUAUCUCGGACCCAGCCACAAGGCCCACCACUACCACUUGCAGAAAGUAGUAGGGCAGCAGCACAAAAGUAAACAAGAAC